AUGCGGCUCCAUACUGGGCUGAUUAUACUUCUUUAUGCUGUCAAGCAAUCCCUUGCCUUAAACGACGAUGAUAAUCACGGCAAAGAUAAAGUUAUGACGAGGCUCUCCUCAAUAAACGAGAAUACUCCUGACCUAGAGGAGGUCACAUUCACUUGGACCGGCGUUAUCAAGAGCAUGUUUGCCGACGAGAAGGAUACGUGCCUCACUCUUGACAUCCUAGGCCUCGAUGGGCCCGGCAUGAUAAGGUACCCCCAAAUUGGGACUCGUGUCGGUGUUUAUAAAUGUCCCUCGAGCGUUGCCAACGCCCCGGCUUAUCAGAAAUGGUUUAUCAAGGGGAGAUUGGUUGAGGGUGUCGAUGUCGAACCUGUCUUUGAAGGAUUGAUUCGGACCAACCAAGUAACUAUGUAUGGCAAACGGCUUUGUCUGGCGGGUCGUAUGGACCCAGGGAGGACGCCUCUAUCACUAUACGAUGCAGAGGAACGGCACGCACAGGCGAAGUUUUUCAAUUGGGAAGAUAUGCAGGGUGUUGAUGUACACCCAAUGUUCUGGAAUCACAAUAAAUGGUUUACAUCAUGGGGGGUGGUAUACGUCGAUGAAUGCCGGCCAGGUGACCACACACAGGCUUGGCAUAUUGGGUUAUCACCGGACAGGGAUAACAGAAGAAGGUACCCCGAUGACCCAAAGAAGUGGACUUGGAUCCGGCCCAAAGGGAUGCCAUCGACCCCGUGCGAAUCACCUCCAAACCGGGACCCAAGUAAGAGGGAUGGAGAACAACCUGAGGCCCUAUGCAUUCACCGAACCGAUUCUAAAUGUAAACCAAACUAUCCUUAUCAUCCGGGCUUGAUGCGCCCAUAUAUCGCACCAGAAAGAGUUAAAGAACAAGAAUCAGUCCAAUGGGUAAUGCUCGGAUGCUCCCCUUCGAAUUGGAUGCUUCAACAUAACUUUGCUUUGUUGGAUAGUGGAUCGGGCGACAUUAGAGAUAGCGUGAUAGGAGACAGAAUUAAGGAUCCUCGUAUUCCACCAAAGUACGUUGAUGCUGACUACCUAGAUGUUCAUCUCCGAGAUGGCCAAGGCAGCUACUCGCCUGUUGGAAAAGAGCAUCCGAACUUCCAUAGAUUUUAG
Molecule: messenger RNA, 1122 nt
Organism: Orbilia oligospora ATCC 24927
Lineage: Eukaryota; Fungi; Ascomycota; Orbiliomycetes; Orbiliales; Orbiliaceae
Exons: 2
Coding region: 1-1122 (373 amino acids)
Source: RefSeq, a predicted model, not a curated record